GAUGCCAUAGUCAUUAUUUUGACUUUUUUCUUUUACCCUAUUGGGUUAUUAUACAAAUCACUGGUCCCAUCAUGGUCCUUUCACUAGAAAGAUUUCAAGGCGAAGUCGCGGUAGUUACUGGAGCAGCUGCCGGAAUAGGCAAGGCCAUAGUGGAAGAAUUGGUCAAGAAAGGGAUUAUCGUAGCUGGUUUGGAUAUCAGACCAGAGCGUUUGCCAGAAGUUGCUCUCGCACUGAGUAAGGAAAAAGGUCAAUUACACGUAUUCAAAUGCGAUAUGAAAAAAGAAGUUGAAAUCAAGUCAACAAUUCGAGAAGUCAUUAAGAAAUUGGGAAAUAUUCAUAUUCUUGUCAACAACGCCGGUGUGUUCCAGGCUACAGAUUUGAUUAAUGGAGAUACAGAAAAAUGGAAAACAACUAUUGAAACAAAUAUGUUGGGAAACUUGAUCGCUACAAGGGAGGUAGUGCAAAACAUGAAGGAAAACAACACAGAAGGACACAUUGUACAUAUCAACAGCAUCCUGGGACAUGCUGUAUCGGACCUUCCUAAUCUGAACGUCUAUCCUGCCACUCAGCAUGCUAUUACAGCAUUGGCAGAGACGCUAAGAUUGGACUUAAAGAGAGAAAACUUGAACAUUAAGGUCACGAGUAUCAGUCCUGGCUAUGUGAAAACAGAAUUACAAAGUGCAGCAGGUGUAGGAGAAAUACCUUCCCUUAAUGGUUCAGAUGUGGCCGAAGCAGUUAUUUACGCAUUGGCUACAGCACCACACAUAAAUGUUAGCGAACUCAGAAUAGAAGCUGUGGGGAGCUAGAGAGCAAAUAUUAUUGAUCAGAAUAUACGAAUCAUAAUCAUUUUCAAUAAUCAUAUUUUUAUAAAAAAAUAUAUAUAUACUUUCUAAUAAUUAACUACGAG
This is a messenger RNA of Sitophilus oryzae (rice weevil), 907 nucleotides long. Its product is annotated as farnesol dehydrogenase-like. NCBI's taxonomy places the organism in Eukaryota, Metazoa, Arthropoda, Insecta, Coleoptera, Curculionidae. The coding region runs from base 72 to 806 and encodes 244 amino acids. The record is from RefSeq and is a predicted model, not a curated record. The transcript is spliced from 5 exons.